This is a messenger RNA of Monopterus albus (swamp eel), 6278 nucleotides long. It is a transcript of the gene amer2, whose product is annotated as APC membrane recruitment protein 2. Gene Ontology annotation, molecular function: phosphatidylinositol-4,5-bisphosphate binding; beta-catenin binding. Gene Ontology annotation, cellular component: plasma membrane. Gene Ontology annotation, biological process: regulation of canonical Wnt signaling pathway. The transcript has a single exon. The coding region runs from base 45 to 2129 and encodes 694 amino acids. NCBI's taxonomy places the organism in Eukaryota, Metazoa, Chordata, Actinopteri, Synbranchiformes, Synbranchidae. The record is from RefSeq and is a predicted model, not a curated record.
AGCUCAAAGAGGACAAUAGAGUGGGAAUAACAGAGUGCUAAAUAAUGGAGGUCCAGUCGGAGUGUGUGGAGCCUCCUGUGGCCACUCAGUGUGACCCCCAGCCUGCAGGGAAGAUCAACAAAGCUGCCUUCAAACUCUUUGGAAAGCGACGCACCGGCUCUGGAAUGGCUAGCUUCUUCUCAUUCAGGAACAAAGGAGCAAACACCGGAAACAACAGAAAUUGUGACAGUGGGAAUUCUUUGAAUGGAAAUGGCUCAGCAGCAUCGGUGGAGCUUGUUAGGAGCAAAACCCAUGAUGGACUAACAAGCUCUAACAACGACACUGAUGGACGAAGAGGAGAGGCGCUUGCUAGCCUGGAGGUAGGACCAGUGAGGUCUCUCAGCAAAUCGCUGAGUUUCUUCUCUUUACUCCGACGUGGGAGUUUUAGGUCGAGUGAAAAUGGAGGGGCAGGGCUUGUCAGAAGAGGGAGGGGCCUAAAGGGCUUUUUUAGCAACAUGCGAUGGAGGCGCAAAGAAAAAACAACUGAGGGAGAAGGGGAAGAGGUGGAAGGUAAGAAAGAGAAGGAUGGGGAUAUUGUAGACUCUGAAAUGGUAAAGGAUAUUACACUCACCCUUGAACCACCUCUGCACCAUCACCAAGAGGACUGUAGGAAUGCAGAGGCAGAAUUUAACCUCCAAGCAAUAGAGACUCCUGCUACUAGUGUUACCAUGACACCUCCACACUGUGUUGCCAUGCCAGGGCCAUCUCUUGAGCUAGACUCCUCCCUUCCUUACACACCCACUGACUCACCAUUGCACCCUCCCAUCCAAAAAGCCAAAGCCUCAGUUUCUAGUCUCACCCCCUCCCUUGUUACACUCCCCUUGGAUCGUUGUAGCACAGGCGACCCGCCCUCAGAACCAUCAGCUGACCGCCUCUGCUCUCUCCUCUUCACUGAUGUUACAUCCCUCAAGAGCUUUGAUUCACUGACAGGCUGUGGUGACAUUAUUGCUGACGCAGAUGAUGAGGGGCCAGUGGGUAAUGGGGGCAGCGGCACCAGCAGCAGCAGCAGUGGAGGAGGAGGGGGGAGUGUGGGAGCAGGUGCUGGGAGGGCUGUUGGUAUCACCGGUGCCAUAUCCCAUGGCUCACCAUCCAAAUCCUCUCUACCUACCCAGCUGACCCAGCCCAUGUUUUCAGUUUCCCCAAGCUCAGUGCCUGCUUCCCUCCCAGCCCGGGCCCGGGUGUCGCCUCCACCACAGCAGCACCCAGCUGGUAGUGGUGUGGUGGCUUACAUGGGUGGAGGGGAAGAAAUGGCAAGUCCAGAAGGAGUGGAUGAUGCUGACAUGCAGGGACUCUGGCACAUGCUCCCCUCCACAGGUGAUAACUCUCCUGCUUUAACCCGAUCACAUCAACCUCCUUCCACCAUGCAAACUUCCACUUAUCCCCCUUGUACCAACCCUCCCAGCCUUCCUUCAGCCCCCCGAAAUUCAGACAGAAAGUUACCCCAGGUGAAGGCACUGGGGCUCAGUAAGAUUCCAGUAGUUGGUGGAGCAGGAAGCAGAGCAGCUAACCUCCCCCUCCCUCACACACAUGGCCGUCAUCCCACAUCACCUGGUGAAAAAGAGCCACAAAGUGAUGAGGGCUACUGGGACACACCCUCAGCGACGCCCACAGCAACGCCUGAUGAGAGCGGGUUGCAGCGUAACCAAAAGAUAACUCUAUCACGUGACUGUUGCUCUGGAGACCACCUGUAUGACCUUUACAAUGACCCCGAAGAGGACGAAGAGGGUGAGGAGCAUGUAGAAGAUGUGGAUCUAAACAGUACUCCCCCAGCAUUUACUGAAGAUAAACGCAACCCCAUUUCAAAAACAACCUUUCCUUCCUCCUCCUCUUCUUCUUCCUCCUUCCAAUCAAUGAAAGGGAGCACCAGCCUUCCUCGGGAAUCCAAGAUCCCGGUAAGCACCAGACAAACCUCACCGCCCCACUCUGUAAGCCAGUCAGCCCUGUCGUCUGUUUUAGAGGAUGAAUCUCCUCCACCGAAGACCCGAGCACCUCCCCCGGCUCGCACCAGAAUCCCUGUAUCCAAGGUGCCAGUCCGUUGUUCUGUAAACAAACCAGGCAGUACAACCAGGGGAGCUGCCCAGAAGAAGUAGUUGCUGUGAAAUCGGUCCACUAAAACUCUAAGACUUGAGUGUGCAUCACUAUAGUGCCGUUUAUGCAGGGCUAAAAAAUUUCCCAGACAGAGGAAAUUACUGAGCUGUAGAUAACAGCCUAUAAAUUUCUGUCAAAUCUUUAGAGCUCUCGUUCUUUUGUGUUUUGGUUUACACCAGGCUCGAACAGAAUAGGUGGUUUUGUUCUCUUCAGGGAGUCAGGAGAAGGAUCCAAAAAGCACACUUCAUAGCCCUCACUGGAACUUUGGAGGUUGACUUGGAAUAGACACACUGGUCUUGUAACUUCCUGGACAAACUCCUGAUGCGCUGAGAAUUCAACCUCCACUUUGAUUCAGUUUGUAACUGCACACUGAAAAAAAAAAGAAAGAAAAUCAUCUUUAUAUCAUUUACAUUUUUCCUAUGGAAUUCCACGUGGUAUAAAUGAAUUUGCUCCUAAGAACCUAAUCUGAUAAGUUUUAUAUAAGUUUGUCAUUGUUACAAAUGACCCCCUAAGCCUCUGAUUGUAGAGCCAAAGUUAAAUACAUAAAUAAAUAAGGUAAAAACAGUUUUCAUUUCACAGCCUGUAAUAGUCUGGACUAAACUAAGCAGCCUGGGAAAACCCACUAAUUUUUGUUUUGUUGUUGUAUGUGUACUUUGUUUUUUGAAGAUGGUCUUUUUCUGACUGCAUACUGUAUGUGCAUAUGUACAAAAGAAUACUAAGAUGUGAACCAGAUUUACUACUCACCUACUCUGAUGCGAAGCUACCCUGCAGAAGGCCACGUGACAUCUUUUUUGGUUGGGGAUUCCUCCUUUUUGUGAACUUGUUCAUUUUAUAUUGUGGAUGGAUGAUGUUUGGCUUCAGCCUGUUGCAUCGAAGUCUCACCACUACCCUGCUGCAUCACUGGAAGUACAUGCAUGAUAUGUCAUUCUCUGGGAUUUACAACUGAUAAAUUACCAAUGGAAACCUGCAAAAAUAUCGCAAUAAGCUACUUAGAGGGAUCCCUUGCAUUUAUGCUUUAAUAUACACAAACACACACAUUAUUGUGUUUCCGUCACUUCAGGGGACAUGACAUUGACUUACCAAGUCAGAACUCUACAAUGUAUUAAACUACAUUUUGGGGACUUGUUUAUUCUCCAUAAGGACAUUGAGUCCCUACAACUGUAAACAGAUGUAUCUCCACUCCUGAGUAACACCCUUCAGCACACACAAACAUCUUCUCUUCCUCUCUGCAUGCAGUGCCACAUGUGCAAGACACAAAGGUCAGGGAACACCGUCUGCUGUAACACUGACACAUACUGUUCAGCCUUUGGCAUUAUCUUUAUACAGUAGCUUCUGCACAGUGGGUGACUUUCUUCUUUAAUGGCAUGUGCAGAAACAACCAUUUUUUUCUAGCUAGACCUUUCUUCUUCAUUGGAUGGAUGCCAUGGUUUUUAUGCUCCUUCCUAAGUCAUACUGCACAAAUCUUAAACUGUGAUUGCACCAGCUUCUUAAUACUGUUCUUUCUUUAUUCCUUUUUUUAAAAUAAACAUGCUGUAUAGGCAAAUGAAUAGCUGGGAGGGAGGCAUCUUUAUGUUGUAUCUGUAUUUUAGCCAGUUUUAGAGAAUAUAUCUGGAACUGUUUAAAAAAAAGGCAAGGAAACUCUGUCAGGGUUAACAAUUAACAGCUUAGAAUACAAAGGUAAAUUUGGGAACUAUUGUUAAAUUAGUUCAGUCCAUCCCCCUCCUUCUGCUUGCUGAUGAAUGAGGGAGGAUGAAUUGCAGUCCUCAAAUGCUUUUUGUAAUUAAGUGAGACAAGUUACAGGGAGCCGUGUUCUCCAGAGAGUUCUUUUUAAUCCAAGCCAUAAUGGUGUCAUUGACACUUCAGGGCCAUCCUGUAGUUCAUGGUAGCUUUUAGUUUCAUUUAGAAUGUGAUGACUGGUCCACAACACUGCUCCAUGUCCAGAUAUCUUUUCAGCCUCCUGCCUGUAUCUUCACAGUGUGAAAUCUUUCCACUUUUCAUAUCCAUGGAGUAACCUGAUCCCAGGCCUCUGGUAUGAGUAUUUAUUACAACAUAACAAGGGCACAAUAAAUGCCCUUUCAUGUUUUCUCUAUCAACACUGUUUGUUUGCUUUAGAUACAGAUAAUUUCAUUUUCUUUAGAGUGGCAGUUGAGAAAUGAGUGGUUUGGAAAAGGAGUGGUUUGGAUGACUGCCAACAAGCUAAACCUGUCAACAAGUUCUCUCUUUUGUUUGAUUACAAACCUGGUACAUAAUGUGGUCAUUUGCUGCAAUCAAAAGCACAUUAUAUUUUACUGUUGUCCCUGGUAGGCUAGUGGUUAAGGCGCAGCGCUCUCACCACUAUAUAUUUUCCUUCUUUUUGUUACUGCCUGUAUCUUCACAGUGUGAAAUCUUUCCACUGUUCAUAUUUAAUGAAUGAAACUGUGUUUGCACUGAUAAAUGAGUUCCGGACUCUUUGUAAGCACAUUUACAUUUUAAAACAUUACAUGUAAUACAUUUUAAUGUCAGGGUACUUGAAUAAUUAGAGGAAAACAAGAUAGAGCCAUUGUCGUCUCAACUACCCAACUACCCUCCUUCCAUCUUUCCACUACCACAUCCUAGGUACAUAAAUCCCAAUGAGUCAAUGGGGUUGGUGAGACAUAGAAGUGCCUUUGUUAAUGUGUAGUAUGUAGCCUUCUUGUUGUGCUGUUGCAUUUGGAGAAAGGCUUUGACUGGCUUGGGAGUAAUAAGUUAUCAGUACCUUUUACUGAUUGCUGAGAAGAAAGCCUGAUCAAUUGUGUGCUGUUGUUCUCUGUGGGUAAAGACACAUAGAGACAGGGACAGACAGCCAAUAUGAUGACAGAGAGAGGCAGCUGACGCACAGCUAUUACAUAUAAAUAUACAAUGUGUUUGUGUCUGCAUGUCAGAUGGAUGAAGAGGGGUUCUCAUUAUUUUUUGAGGAAGACACAUGUUGCUAAAAAAGCUUAUACAGGAUGUUACUAUAGUGCAUGCGUGCAUCCAUGUGCAGUGAAGGGAGGAUUUGGUGCAGUGAAAAUCUUCUGUGUAAUUGUGCAGCAGUGCCCCCCCCAGAUCUAGCUCUCUAUCGGUUUCUGCAUGCUGAGGUUUAUGUAAAAGCCUUACAUAACACCAUAACACUCACUUAUAUCAAUCCACCAGAUCAAAAGUAGCAAUGCUGACCCUGAGAGUGGUGCAUGUUGGUAUGUGCUUGUGUGUCAGCAGAACUCAUUAUUAAUUUACAACCCACAGUAAAGCAGUAGUAAACACUCAUCCUGGGCGUUGGUGAGACACAGAAGUGAUUUUGUUCUGUUUGCAUAAGUCCUUAUGCAAAUCACCAAAGAAGAGAACAAGAUUGCAAAACACACAACAAAAGAGGGAGAACAACACUUACUGAGAAUAUGAGUAAGGGUUUGUUUGGGUUCAGUGCUCUAAAUGAGGCUUUUAUUUAGCCUAUGCAACUUUUGAUGAACAGCUGCCUUAGUUGGCAAUAAUGAGGAAACUGUAUGCUAAAACACAGUGUAAUAGUUGCAGAGGAAAAGCAAAGCAGCCUCUGUAAUGUCAGUUACACAGCAAUAUCUGUUUAAAGUUUUAAGCAUUAGACCCACCAUAAGCUACUGGCUAUACCAGAGCAACUAAGGCAGUGGCAACACAUCUCCUCUAAACAAGAUAUGCUUUAUUGCUUAUACGUUAACCUUUUUAGUUUUAAAACUGAAUGUGUUAUUUUAUCUGUCUUAAAGUUUCACAACAGUGCUUUAAUAUGUGAAGGUAGAUGUGUAGAAGAAUAAGAAGCUUUAUUUUAUUAUAACAUGUACAACAAAAUUUUAUUUGGAGCCAAGGGCCCCAGGCUGCUGCAUGCGGAUGUGCCACCAUCACGGGUAACUUGGGGCUUCAAUGUCUUGCCCAAGGACACUUUGACAUGUGGACUGCAGGCACAGAGAUUUGAACUUCUGAACUUCCAACCGGAGACAACUGCUCUACCCACUGCACUACUGUCGCCCCAUACGUUUAUAAUGUAUACAGUAAACAUUUAAAUGAUCAGUGUGUUGUAACAAGCUCUUUUCUAGUUAGCACCUGGAAUUCUUUCAGCUGUCCAAAUAAAAAGCUAUAAAACUAUAAAACAAUACAAAGAUUUUUUUGGCCUAAGCUAAAAUGAUAUCUAC